Messenger RNA from Cercopithifilaria johnstoni, 1437 nucleotides. NCBI's taxonomy places the organism in Eukaryota, Metazoa, Nematoda, Chromadorea, Rhabditida, Onchocercidae. The record is from the annotation of a GenBank genome assembly.
AUGUGUUUGGAAGCAGCUCUAUACGAUCCGGUGUUUCUCCAUCGAGCUUUGGAAUUCUGCAGCCGUCAGCUUACGUUCAUCAUCAACAUUAUAAAUCCUAAUUUCAUUAACGAUGGUUUACUUCCACCCGUAGCCCCAGAUUUGUUCGGAGCUAUGCCAGAGUUCUUUUUGGAAAACUCUCUCGACUUCAUUGUCUUUCUACUGAAGAAUAAUCCGGUUAUACUUCUGGAAAGUCGACUGGACUUGCCUCAGCAGCUACUCGUAUUUAUUUGCAGCACUCAUUAUUUUAACAAUAAAUUUCUUGCGGCAAAGAUAGUGGAAGUUUUAUUCAUGGUCUGUCCUGCAAUUUUACCUGCUGCAUAUCAGUUCCAUCUUUCUGUUAUCAAUUCUCCGCUAGCUAUUGAUCGACUCUUUCCUAGUCUUGUCAAAUUCUAUGCGGAUGUGGAGUCAACAGGAGCAAGCACGGAAUUCUACGAUAAAUUUAAUAUCAGACGAUCGAUUCAAGUGAUAUUUCGCUCUCUUUGGGAAAGUACAAUCUACAGAAGUAAUAUUACUUCUUAUGCAAGAGAAUGCUCACCUGAUUUCAUUCGUUUUGUCAAUAUGGUUAUUAAUGAUGCAACCUAUUUGUUGGAUGAAUCAUUGCUUGCGCUGAAAAAAAUACACGACAUUGAAACACUGAAGGAAAGCAAUGAAUGGUCCAAUCUCGGUGAUGAGGAACGUCAAAUGAAAGAAGAUGCAUUGUUGGAAGCAAAACGAGGUGUACGAAACUGGUUAAUACUUGGACGUGAUACGUUGGAUCUUUUCACAUAUUUAACUGCUGAUGCACCUGAACCGUUCUAUGAACCGCUUCAGUUGCUGGGUGAACGAUUGGCUUCAAUGUUGGAUUACAAUGUGUCACAGUUAUGUGGUCCAAAAUGUACGGAACUGAAAGUACGUGACGCAGUACGUCGGUUUAUGUGGGAGCCACGAGCUCUAUUACAACAAAUAGUAAAUGUGUACUUAAAUUUAUCGUCAGAGAAAUUUGCAGAAUGCAUUGCUAAUGAUGAGCGUUCGUACUCCCCAGAUGUAUUUUCAAUGGUGCUUUCACGGUUAACCACUAAUAAUAUUGUACCUAUAAAUGAAAUCGAACUCUUGAAAAAUCUUGCCGAUAUGACGCAACGAAUCUGGAAGCAGAAGGCUCAGAAUGAAGAAGAUUUCGGAGAUGAUGUUCCGGAUGAUUUCAGAGAUCCAGUAAUGAACACACUGAUGACUGAUCCUGUAAUUCUGCCAUCAGGACAUAAAAUGGACCGGAAACAUAUUAUGCGUCAUUUGCUCAGCUCUCAAACGGAUCCAUUUACUCGGCAGCCUUUAUGCGAAACUCAACUUGUAUCUGAUAUUGCUUUAAAAACAAAAAUUCGAGCGUGGAUAAAGGAAAAGCUGGCGUCAAAAUCAAAAUAA